AUGCGUUUACUUUCAAAGCUAUUAUUGAGUUUGUCAGUCAUUCUUCUGGGUCAUUCUGGGUUCUCAAGCCAUGAAUUUCGUCAAUUGUUAAAGAAUACAUCUCGAGAAAUGCCAUCAUCGAUGCUGCGUCACAUCCCUGUUGACAUACAAUAUGAAGCCAUUGUUGGACUUGUGCUGUUUGUGUUAAGCACAUUUCUCUCAUUCGAAAAGAUAACUUAUUAUCCGUUACAAGGGGGGAGAGAGCUGUUGCAGCUCAACCAGUAUUUGCAGGAUAUUGACAUGAGUAAAGCAAAUAACGUAAAUAAUCUAACUGGAAAAGACCCCUUUGGAGCAAUUACCUAUACACCAAACUUCAUCGAUAUUCAUAAGAAGAGGAAGCAUGUUGCCACAGGCGCUCUCUAG
Molecule: messenger RNA, 402 nt
Organism: Zygotorulaspora mrakii
Lineage: Eukaryota; Fungi; Ascomycota; Saccharomycetes; Saccharomycetales; Saccharomycetaceae
Gene: EMC5
Product: Emc5p
Exons: 1
Coding region: 1-402 (133 amino acids)
Biological process (GO): protein folding in endoplasmic reticulum
Cellular component (GO): EMC complex
Source: RefSeq, a predicted model, not a curated record